Messenger RNA from Ectocarpus siliculosus, 738 nucleotides. The record is from the annotation of a GenBank genome assembly. NCBI's taxonomy places the organism in Eukaryota, Phaeophyceae, Ectocarpales, Ectocarpaceae.
AUGUCAGGGAGUGCCCAAGAGAGUGGCACGCGCGGCAGCCGCAAGAGAAAAUACGACGACCAGCAGCUGGAGCACCAGGAACCACCCUCACGUAGGAUUCUUCAACAGGAUGGUACUGACCGCGCCACGAAGGAGCUACCCGACAUGCCACAAGCCCUGCAAAGCGUCAACCACGAUACCCAGGGCGGAGAGUCUUCGUGGCAAGGGGCAGACGAGUCUCUGCGGUGGACCCAGCCUUGGGGUGGAGAAACCGGCCCAGCUACCGCGGCGGCUGUUGGGGCACCCAGUAGAGUCCGUCAGUCCCCCCGUAACGACCCGGAAAUUCCACGUGGUGUUCUCGAGCAGCGGAAUUCUUGUCACGACGGUAGCGGCGGAGAGAGGGUAGAACCUUUUUCUUCUUCUGCAGGGGGCGCCUCUUCUUCGUUUAAGUCUUCAGCCGUGCCACACAACAACAGGAACAGCCAAAGGGUCGCCGACGAUGCUGAGGUAGACAUGCCGUCGUCAUCGCUACCAUUGUGCGAAGCGGACUCCUUCAACCCGUUCCAGGAUGCGGACCUUGCGCCCAUCACUACCGGCUCGAUCGGAGCCAAAGCCCCCGGAAACGCGACCAACAUCAUCAACGGCCGGAACGCGGGGUGGCGCCGUCGCGGCCGAGCCAUCAUUAUCAAGUUCCCAGACUCGCAUGGUCACGAGGAGGGCCAAGGCCUGUCUGGGACAAGGCGAUGGUGGAGCUGGUAG